AUGAAAACCAAGCUGAGUGCGGCACUUUCACAUGCCUUGUGUAUUUUCUGCGCUGUACAUGGCUCUGGUCUGCUCUUUCGUUUAAUAUGCACCCUUCACACGCUCCUCUUUUACACCCCUCGUAACACAAUCACACGGAUCAUGUACAAAAACGAUAACAGAGCCAAGCAACCGAUCCACCAGAGGGAGCACGAUGAUACCACCCAUUUCCUCAAUUGCAAUAUACCAGCGAGAGAAUCACGACAGCUCGUGAUCUCGGAUGCGACGGGGACGCUGAAGGCAGAAGGCACCCUCCUCGUGGCGGGGGCGGUGGUGGUGGUGGCCGGGUUGCUAGGCUGCAUCGCGUCCUCACAGCGGGACAGGACGCUUCUGCUGGCGUACGGAUGCCUCAUGAUUGCUUCUGGUCUUCUCGAAGCCGGUGUAGGCAUCUGGUGCUUUGUGGACAGCGACUUGGCCAACGACAUCCAGGAUUACCCUCUCCCUUACAACGCUUCAGCGCCUCCUUCGUCCUCCACCAGCGGGAAGGGCCUUGAAGUCGCCUAUUUGCCUAUGGAGGAGGGCAAGUACAGCGUAAGCCAGCCUAUUCUUCACCUGAAGGCUUGGUAUGGCCAGCCUGCCCACACAGAAUACACUCGCGUGGUGGAUCACGUGCAGGAAAGGCUUUCGUGUUGCGGACUCACAGGCCCGAAGGAUUACCUCUCGAGCGAGUGGGAGGAUCAAGCCAACGCCUCCUUUCCCGUCGUCCCUCGCUCCUGCUGCCUCACCAUCCUGCCUGAGGUAACGUUCCCUUGCGAGCUUUUGGUGUGA
Molecule: messenger RNA, 807 nt
Organism: Penaeus indicus
Lineage: Eukaryota; Metazoa; Arthropoda; Malacostraca; Decapoda; Penaeidae
Product: CD151 antigen-like
Exons: 4
Coding region: 1-807 (268 amino acids)
Cellular component (GO): plasma membrane
Source: RefSeq, a predicted model, not a curated record